Molecule: messenger RNA, 1662 nt
Organism: Durotheca rogersii
Lineage: Eukaryota; Fungi; Ascomycota; Sordariomycetes; Xylariales; Xylariaceae
Product: putative FAD binding protein
Exons: 5
Coding region: 1-1662 (553 amino acids)
Biological process (GO): superoxide anion generation; defense response
Cellular component (GO): NADPH oxidase complex; plasma membrane
Molecular function (GO): superoxide-generating NAD(P)H oxidase activity
Source: RefSeq, a predicted model, not a curated record
AUGUCUACCGCCGAGUUGCUGAAGAAGCAGUUUACUGCGAGUAAACUUAUCUUCCAUUUCUUGUUCUGGGGGAUGCACUGGUUCUUCUUCGGAUUUGGAUGGUGGAAGCAAGCGAACGACCCUAAGCUUGCGGGCUUGAAUACGCUGCUUUACUCCGUCUGGAUCUCGCGUGGUGCCGGCCUGGUCUUGGCGAUUGACGGGACGUUGAUUUUACUGCCAGUCUGCCGAACCGUAGUGAGAUGGAUACGGCCCAAGAUCCGGUGGUUGCCCCUGGAUGAGAACAUCUGGUUCCAUCGGCAAGUCGCGUACUCGAUGCUGUUAUUCACCAUUAUCCACACGGCUGGACAUUACGUCAACUUCUUCAACGUGGAGAAGACGCAGAUCCGACCAGUAACCGCCGUUGAGAUUCACUACACGCAACCCGGUGGUGUUACGGGCCAUGUCAUGCUUCUCUGCAUGCUGCUAAUGUAUACCACGGCACACCACCGCAUCCGCCAGCAGUCCUUUGAGACCUUCUGGUAUACGCACCAUCUCUUCAUCCCGUUCUUCCUCGGCCUGUACACCCACGCUGUCGGUUGUUUCGUCCGUGAUACUGCCGACGGCUUCUCGCCUUUCGCCGGCGACCUCUUCUGGCAGCACUGCAUCGGUUAUCAGGGAUGGCGAUGGGAGCUAUUCGCGGGCGCUCUGUAUCUGGCCGAGCGUCUGUACCGCGAGAUCCGUGCCAAGCGCAGCACUAAGAUCACGCGAGUAGUUCGCCACCCGUAUGAUGUUGUGGAAAUUCAGUUUGAGAAGCCCUCGUUCAAGUACAAGGCCGGCCAGUGGCUGUUCAUACAGGUGCCCGCAGUCUCGAGCUACCAAUGGCAUCCCUUCACUAUCACGUCCUGCCCGUACGAUCCGUAUGUCUCGGUCCACAUUCGACAAGUGGGCGAUUUCACGAGGGCGCUAGGUGAUGCGGUCGGUGCCGGCGGAGCGCAGGCCAAGCUCUACGAGGGAGUUGACCCUAUGGGAAUGUACGAAGUCGCUCUGCAGAACGGACAGCAGAUGCCUAGCCUCCGAAUUGACGGACCGUACGGUGCCCCCGCUGAAGACGUGUUCGAGAACGAAAUUGCCGUGCUUAUCGGAACCGGUAUCGGUGUCACGCCGUGGGCCUCUAUUCUGAAGAACAUCUGGCACUUGAGGAACAGCCCCAACCCGCCCACGCGUCUCCGUCGUGUCGAGUUUAUCUGGGUGUGCAAGGAUACCACGUCGUUCGAAUGGUUCCAGACGCUCCUGUCGUCCCUCGAGUCCCAGAGCAACGACGCGGCCCGCAUCCCCGGCAGCAACGGCGUAGAGUUCUUGAAGAUCCACACCUACCUAACCCAGAAGCUCGACAUGGACACGACGCAAAACAUCGUCCUGAACAGCGUCGGCGCCGACCACGACCCCUUGACCGAGCUCAAGUCGCGGACAAACUUCGGUCGUCCGAACUUCGCGCGGAUAUUCGAGGCCAUGCGAGAUGGUAUCAUGGACCGGACCUACAUCAACGGCCUCGAGGGCAGCAUGCAGACGACAGUCGGCGUGUACUUCUGCGGUCCUUCCGUAGCUGCCCGAGAUAUCCACAAGGCGGCCAAGAGCGCGACGAGAAGAGAAGUGCGCUUCCGAUUCUGGAAGGAGCAUUUCUAA